This is a messenger RNA of Parascedosporium putredinis, 1512 nucleotides long. NCBI's taxonomy places the organism in Eukaryota, Fungi, Ascomycota, Sordariomycetes, Microascales, Microascaceae. The record is from the annotation of a GenBank genome assembly.
AUGACGGCUACUCCGGAAAAGGCCCAGGCGCCGCACAAGCUCUUUGACUUGAACGUCCUCGCCGAGCUUCUUCCAUGCACCACCAAGCUCGCCGAUCUCGACUUCAAGCCCAAGGGAAUUGUGCUCAGCGGCGGUUCGUUAGAUCUAAACCACCCUCGGCUUACACCUAUCGGACCCUUCUCCGUCUAUGAAGAUGGCGCUCCCCACGCUGAUCCCGCCUUCUUCGACCUCCCCGACACUCCCAUUCUUGGCGUGUGCUAUGGUCUCCAGGAGAUUGCUUGGAGGUUGGCCUCGGACAACGUGAUCGCCGGAACCGAGCGCGAGUACGGUUAUGCGGACCUCACUCCCGACCGACACGGCAGCCACGUCGACCGCCUGUUCGAGGGCAUCGACGGCAGCAUUCAAGUGCCAGCUCCCCGCGGACUUCGUCACCAUCGCCACGACCCGCAACUCCCCUACGCCGCCAUCGCCCACAAGGACAAGCCCAUCUUCGGCAUCCAGGCCCAUCCCGAGGUCAGCCACACGCCCCGCGGCAUCGAGCUCCUCAAGAACUUUGCCGUCAACAUCUGCGGCGCCAGGCAGCACUGGUCCAUGAGCAGCUUCUGCGAGCAGGAGAUCCUCCGCAUCCGCAACCUCGUCGGCCCCAACGCCCAGGUCAUCGGUGCCGUUUCCGGUGGUGUCGACUCUACCGUUGCCGCCAAGCUCAUGACCGAAGCCAUCGGCGACCGCUUCCAUGCGGUGCUCGUCGACAACGGCCUCAUGCGCCUCAACGAGUGCCAGCAAGUCAAGGAAACCCUCGCCGAGCACCUCGGCAUCUCCCUCACCGUCGUCGACGCCAGCCAGCGUUUCCUCGGCGCGCUCAAGGGCAUCGAGGAGCCCGAGACCAAAAGGAAGAUCAUCGGCAAUCUCUUCAUCGACAUCUUUGAGGAGGAGGCCAUCCGGAUCGAAAAGGAGGCCGAACACACGCCCAACGCCGGCAAGGUUCAGUGGACGCACCACAACGUCGGCGGUCUUCCCCAGCGCAUGAUUGAUGGCCAAGGCCUCAAGCUUAUCGAACCCCUCCGCGAGCUUUUCAAGGACGAGGUUAGGGAGCUUGGACGUCAGCUCGGCGUCCACGAGGAUCUCGUUAUGCGUCACCCCUUUCCCGGUCCCGGUAUCGGCGUCCGUAUCAUCGGCGAGUGCACUCCCGAGCGCGUCGAAAUCGCUCGCCAGGCCGAUCACAUUUACAUUGAGAUGAUCCGGGAGGCUGGCCUCUACAACGAAAUUAGCCAGGCGUAUGCUGGUCUCGACACCUCGCAGGCCGUCGGUGUCAUGGGUGACAAGCGCUACAUGGGCUACAUUGUCAUUCUCCGAGCUGUCCAGACGACGGACUUCAUGACGGCGGAGGCCUACCCCUUCGACAUGAAGUUCCUCAACAAGGUUGCGGUGAGGAUAGUGAAUGAGGUGCAGGGAAUCAGCUUGGUGACGUACAACGUGACCAGCAAGCCCCCGGGCACGAUUGAGCUUCAGUAG